AUGGCGAGGGAGCAGGUGGAGGGGAACACGUGUCAAUGCUUCAAUAUUACGUGUGAUAAGUCCAGCAAUGGUCCAUGCUCUGAUGAAAAAUGUACUACGUGCAAGUCGUGCUGCGAUCCUAACUGCAAGCGCUGCAAGGAUAAAUGCAAGAAAAACGAUCCUUGUAGAUGUCAUAUUCCCCGCUGUGGUUGUCAAGAAGAUUGUUAUGGAGACGGCAAAGAUGGUAAAUGCAAAGGAAAAGAGAAGAAUGAUUGUAAGAGAUGCGAGACAAAAUGCGAAAAAGGGCAACCAUGUCUAUGUUAUCAAUGCAGUUGCGGAACGAAAUGUAAUGGCGUUAUUUGUAGCUGCUGUAGCUGGUGUGAUCCGAGGAAUUGUAAUGGAAAAGGGUGUAAUGGCUACGUAAUCGGCAGGUGCGGAGACAAAAAGCCAAGGCCUGAUAAAUGCCAAGGCCACGUCAAAUACGACAACUACGACGACAAAUACGGCGCUGUAUUGGUUCGCACUACUAAAAAUGUAAUCGUGUGCGAUAAAAUGCCCCACCCAGGCGAGGAAUGUACUGAAAACAACUGCAAUUGGCUUGGUGGUGUACUGCAGCCCGACGGCAAUUGCAUCAUUUAUUGCACAUACUGCGGUAAACUAUGCGGCCAAGAUAAAUUUAGGCGCUGCUGCUACAUAGCUGUUCCCUUGGUUAUCACUGUGUCAGCAUUCCUUAUUUUUAGGUUUAUGCUUCCCGAGAAGUUCCACGCGAUUACGACUAAAAUACGUGCCGCAUUUCCCAGUGCUCCUAGGCAUCCCGGAAGAUCCCUGACUAAUCUCGUCGGUGGCGGACUUCCCGAUGUUAACGUUGACCGCUACGCCGCCUUCCGUCCAAGGACAUACGCUGGCUUAUCGUAG
This is a messenger RNA of Babesia bigemina, 894 nucleotides long. RefSeq lists its product as hypothetical. The record is from RefSeq and is a predicted model, not a curated record. The coding region runs from base 1 to 894 and encodes 297 amino acids. NCBI's taxonomy places the organism in Eukaryota, Apicomplexa, Aconoidasida, Piroplasmida, Babesiidae. The transcript has a single exon.